AUAAUAUUUUUGUUAUAAAUAAAUUCAACAUUUGAGUUAUUUUGUUACGUAUACAUAUACAAAUGUUACAUUUGCUCGUUUUUUUAAUAUUAAUAUUGUAACUAAUAUAUACAAUCGAAUAGUCAAUGACUCACAUGAUUUUAUGUAUUAUCUCUUCCUCACUCCGUCAUCCCCUCUCUUCUCCAAACGAGAUAAAUAUAGACCCGGCGAAGAAAAAGGAAACGAACAAGAUGUGAGGAGUCUUUUGUCAGUGUCUACAUAAAGUAUACAAUUUACAGUAUUCAAAAAAUUUUUUACGAAAAACUUCAAUCGUUCACAAAAAGAUUCAAUGAAAAUUUAAGUUUUCAAUUUAAAAAUUCAUUAAAAAUUUGACAACAAAGAUGUCUCAUUUGGAGCGCAAGAUUUAUUCCAAUCCACUUAAAUGGAAGCUUAGGACAUUUUUCUAUCUAUUUUUUUUUAUAGUAACUUUAUACACGAUAGUUAUCCGUAAAUCAACGUACCAAAUAGUUGUGGAAAAUACCAUAAAAAAUUCAACUCCUGAACAAGUGUGGGAGUAUGUGAUAGACUUUAGUAACAUGAUGAAGUUGAAUCCUACAAUUGAAGAAUUCCGGAUCAUAAAUGAGAGUGGACCCCCAAACAAUUGGAAAUAUUCAGUUCAUUACAAAGAACAUUUAUAUUAUAUACCAUUUAUAAAAAAUGAAGCAACAGCUGAGUAUUCUACAAAACAUGGUGAAAAAGAUUAUUUUAUAAUAUCUAAUCAUGUUACCUGCUUUUUGAAAGGAUUUUUCUGUGUUGGUUCAGAUUCUGAAUUUAAAUUUUCCAGAAAUAACAGCGGAACAACAUGUACUGAGCAAGUAAAAUAUGAAUGUCCAAUGCUCUUUUAUUUUUUGUGUCGUGGAGAAGUUUUGUAUCAGCGACAUGAGAUAAUGAAGAGAUUAACUCAAACUUUCUCUCAUUAAGUUUAAUAUUUCAAAUAAAAUAUUAUAAAAAUAUUAAUGACAAUAAUUAGUCAAAGAAUUGAAAUAACUUAUAAAUAUUUAAAAUGAAUAUAUUAUU
This is a messenger RNA of Chelonus insularis, 1056 nucleotides long. RefSeq lists its product as uncharacterized. NCBI's taxonomy places the organism in Eukaryota, Metazoa, Arthropoda, Insecta, Hymenoptera, Braconidae. The coding region runs from base 381 to 959 and encodes 192 amino acids. The record is from RefSeq and is a predicted model, not a curated record. The transcript has 4 exons.